UUGGUUAUAUCGACCCAGUCUGUCUUCUCUUCUCUCUCUCUCUCUCUCUCCCCCUCAUGUACACACACCCUCGGAGUCUCAGGGAAGAACCCAGUUGGUUUAAUCUCCCCAAUAAUCUCCAACCACACCAUGUCUUCAACAAUUCAAUCAUUCAAAACCCCAACACACUAACCACCACAGCCAUUCCACUGAACCUCAACAUGUCAGUCACGUCCCAAAACCUCCUAGCAAACUCACAAUCUCGUUUCUCCUUUUACUUCACAAACACCCAUUUCAAAACCCCCACACCCUUUCUCCCACUUCCCUCCAAACACUUCACCAACUCCUUACAUUUCCAAAUCCCAAAACAUCCAUCUCCGAUUUCGUACAAUUUCAAAUCUUUCAAUACCCAUCACUGGCCUCUCAAAGCCUUCAAAUCGGAGAUAACCCUAGAGAAACAGAAUGAUGACAAUAACUUCAAUUUGGAUGCUUUUCUUUCGAUUCUUGAGUUUCUAUGUCUUGGCUUUUCAGCAAUAAUUUCAAUUGGGUUUGCCGUGAAUGUGGCGAUUUCAAAGUCACAAAAUCAGGUUUUGGGGUGGUUGUGGAACAAGGUUUUCGUGUGGCAGUGUGUGUUGUUAGUGGGCGGGGUGGUGAUUGGGGCUGUGAUUAGGAGAAGGCAGUGGAGGAGAAUUUCUUUGGGUUUUUCGAGGCCGGGUGGUUCGAGGGCUAAUUUGGUGGAGAGGAUUGAGAAAUUGGAGGAGGAUUUGCGGAGCUCGGCUACAAUUAUUAAGGUUUUGUCGAGGCAGUUUGAGAAGUUGGGGAUUCGGUUUAGGGUCACCAGGAAGGCUUUGAAAGAUCCCAUUGCUGAGGCUGCAGCUUUGGCUCAGAAGAAUUCUGAGGCUACUCGGGCAUUGGCAAUUCAAGAAGACCUUUUAGAGAAGGAGCUUGGUGAAAUGCAAAAGGUUCUUCUGGCAAUGCAGGAGCAGCAGCAAAAACAAUUUGAACUGAUUCUUGCAAUUGGGAAGACUGGAAAGUUAUGGGAGAGCAGGCGGGAACAUACGCCAGACCAAAACACAAUUGAAUCAAGUAAUUCAUCUGUGGAUGGGAUACCACGACUGGGAACAAACCAAAUCCAAGCUCUGGCAGGACAAAACGAAGCCAGCAAUGACAGGGCCUAGGACUGGAUUUUGAAGCUUCAAUUUCGGAAUCAGAUUUGCUUAUCUUAUUCAAAAACUCCUGGAAGCCAAUACUUGAAUGGUUUGUUGAAGACCAUGGAGAUUAGUGGAUGGCAUUUUGGUCAUUUGUAAGGAAUCAUAUCCUAAGCCAGUUAAACAGGUUCUAGUUUCUUGAAUUUGCUAGUCCAGGGGAGAAACGAAACAACAAAGUAGACAGAGGAGAAAAGAGAGGAGAAAGAACAAUUAAUGUCUUUGUACCAAUAAUGCAUUCUGUUCUUGUGUCAUUCGUGGUGUAUGAUAUUGAUCAAAGCUGUUUUCUUUUUUUUUUGGUUGGUUAAAUGGUGGGACCUAGGUUGAUCAUAAGCUAAUGUUGUGUAGGGUA
Ilex paraguariensis (yerba mate) is the source of this 1536-nucleotide messenger RNA. The record is from the annotation of a GenBank genome assembly. NCBI's taxonomy places the organism in Eukaryota, Viridiplantae, Streptophyta, Magnoliopsida, Aquifoliales, Aquifoliaceae.